Molecule: messenger RNA, 450 nt
Organism: Saprolegnia diclina VS20
Lineage: Eukaryota; Oomycota; Saprolegniomycetes; Saprolegniales; Saprolegniaceae
Exons: 4
Coding region: 15-386 (123 amino acids)
Source: RefSeq, a predicted model, not a curated record
CGAGAAACCAAAAGAUGGACCGUCUGGCUGAGACCGCUCGCACGCUCUACGCCCACCUCGAGACGGUGUCGUGGCGCGACGCAGUGCUCGAGGGCCUCUACUCCCGCAUAUUGUACUGGACGCUGGCGGGGUAUGCACUCGCGGCCAUCCCGCUCUUGGUGUGGCAUCUGAACAAGGGCCGGCGCCAGCUCGUGGUGCGCGUCGCCUUCUCGGGCGCGUUCACCUGCGUCGCCUUGGCGCUUGGCGUCUGCAUCUACGACGUCCGCGAGCAGAUCUUCUUUGUGCUGGGGCUCGUGGUCGGCGCUUUCUGCACUCUCCUGCACUGCGAGAUCGCAGAGAUGGUCCUCGAGCACUUGGACGCCAAGACUAAAGCCAAAACCGACUAAGUUGGCUCGAGGUUGUUGUAUAGCUUAGCGGUCCAUGGACGCAAUCGAAAUGCUUGACUGUAUA